Messenger RNA from Meloidogyne enterolobii, 192 nucleotides. Lineage: Eukaryota; Metazoa; Nematoda; Chromadorea; Rhabditida; Meloidogynidae. The record is from the annotation of a GenBank genome assembly.
AUGGCAUUUCCAAAAAUUUCAAAAAAACUUUUUCACAAUAAUCGUGUCUAUAUUUGGAUUAUUUUUAGUAAUUUAUAUGGACUUUAUUGGCUUUUAUUUCGACAUACUGGUAUUUUUAAUGGAGUAACAUUUGAAUUUUCCUUUGAACCUUUAAUUGGAUAUAGAGAUUUUAGAAUGGAAUUAGUAAUUUAA